Molecule: messenger RNA, 2952 nt
Organism: Hyaloperonospora brassicae
Lineage: Eukaryota; Oomycota; Peronosporomycetes; Peronosporales; Peronosporaceae
Source: the annotation of a GenBank genome assembly
AUGGCGGACGUGGUGGAUAUGGACGUGUGGGUGGCGUUGACCCGUCGGCUGCUCCAGCUCGAGCAGGACGACGAGGUGCAGACGAGGCAGACAGAGCUCGCGACGCUUGCGGACAAGGAGAACCCCAACGUGUUGACGCACUUGACGCUCGCGCGCUGCUCGACGGGUCUCUUUGGUCGCUCGGUGCUGCAGUUUCGACUGCCGCUGCUAAGUAUACGCCACACGACACCACACCAGUUCAAAGUUGGGGAUGUGGUUCAGCUCCGUGGGGAGCGAAAGAGCGCACAAGUGGGCCACAGUCACCCGACGGGUUUGGUGUCGCGCGUGGACGACCAGUCACUUUCGGUAGCCAUUCAGCCCCGCGACCGGAACAAUAGUGACGACAGUGACGACGACGUGGACGACGUCGGUGCAAAGUAUACACUGGACCGCCUCGUGAACACUGCGACCUUUGAGAAGCUCUUGCGGGUGCUCCGGCAGAUGGAAAAGCACGACGUGGAAGCUGCUCAGGCCGUUGUGGACGUUAUUUUCGCCAAGCGGGAGCCUCAAUGGACGAGCCCAUUGCCUGCAAUUGCUCCGUUCCAUGCGGGACUAAAUGAGUCUCAAGUUGAAGCGAUUCGCUUCGCUUUGGCGUCCAAAGACGUGGCUCUGAUCCAUGGACCUCCUGGCACAGGCAAGACGACGACAGUGGUGGAGUUGAUUUUACAAGCCGUGACGGCUUUUGAUCAAAAGGUGCUUGUGUGUGCACCGUCGAAUAUUGCAGUGGAUAAUGUACUGGCGAAGCUCGCAGAGACAUGCUCGAGAGUGCACAAACAGUUGCGGCUUACGCGCAUAGGCCACCCUGCACGUGUUUUGCCACACAUUAUAAAGUACUGUCUGGACGCAAAGAUUCAGCAAGCAGAAGGCACGGAGAUUGUGAACGACAUUCGAAAAGAGAUGGGCGACUUGCAGGCGAAGCUGUACAAGACACGGGACAAGAGUGUGCGGUUUCGCUUGAGACGAGAGAUCAAGGCGAAUCGGAAAGAAAUUUGCUCACGGGAGAAGAAAGUAGUGGGUGACGUUGUUCGGCAGAGCGACGUGGUAUUCGCGACGAACGUCGGUGCGGCGUCGACAUUGUUGAAGGACGUGACGUUUGACUUGGUCAUUAUUGACGAGGCAGCGCAGGCGCUUGAAGUAUCUUGCUGGGUUCCCAUCUUGAAAGCGAGGCGGUGCGUGCUCGCCGGUGACCACUUGCAGCUGCCACCUACUAUCAAGUCAAAGACCGCAGCAGCAAAAGGUCUCGAGGUGACUUUGUUCGACCGGAUCACACACUUUUCACAUACACAGAGCAUUGUGAAGAUGCUGAAUACACAGUAUCGAAUGCACGAGAAUAUCAGCGAGUGGAGUUCGCAAGCAAUGUACAAAGGAGAGCUGAAAAGCUUUGACGGCGUUGCAAGGCGCAAACUGCAUGAACUACCGCAUGCCAACAUCGCAGAAGAUGACGAGUUGCUGAAUGCGACACUACUGCUCUUGGACACAGCUGGAUGUGAACUUGAAGAGGAUGCCGAUGAAGAUCAAGAUGAAAGUCACAAGAUUCUUCGGCUGUCGAAGUCGAACAAAGGUGAGGCCCUCGUCGUGGCGAGACACGUUCAAGCCCUGCUAGAGACUGGCCUGAAGGAGGACGAGGUGGCGGUUAUCACGCCAUACAACAAACAGGUGCAUAUAUUGAAGGCUUUGCUGCUUGAAAAGUAUCCGAAGCUCGAAGUCAGGUCGGUAGACGGUUUCCAAGGAUGUGAGAAGGAAGCCGUUGUGAUGAGUCUAGUCCGUUCCAACGCUUCCAGACAAGUAGGGUUCCUGGGCGAUGACCGCCGCAUCAAUGUGGCCAUCACGCGAGCGAAGCGGCAUGUUGCAGUGGUGUGCGACACUGAUACAAUCACGUCGCACAAAUUCUUGGCCGUUCUAGUCCAGCAUUUCGAAAACUUUGGUGAGUACCGGAGUGCUCAAGAAUACUUGGAGAUGGACGUCGUUCAAGGCGCAGUGGAUGAGCAGUUGAUGUCUUUGCAGAGCGCAUUGGUGUUUGCGAGCGAGUCGUGUAGUACGGAUGCCACUGAAUCUUCUCCAAAUGUUGCUGCAAAGUUCGAUCUUGCGAAAGCCGCCAAGUCGAAGAAAAGAGUCGCUCAUAAGAAAGUGGUGAAGACUACCUUGUCUCCUUCGCCGAAGUCUGCCAAGGUUGAGCAGACGGAAGAUGAAGCGGAGACACUCGAAACAAAGACAAAUGCAUUCGAUGCCGUGGACGAUGUGGAGGAGAAGGAUGAGGACGAGAAGGAAGAUGAAUCGGUUGUGAGUAAGAGCGUUUUCCAGAUGAUGAGCUCCGAUAGCGACAGCUCGGACGACGAGCACAACAGCGAUGGGCUGAAGGAAGAUGUCGACGAAGGCAAAGUUAGCUCAGGUUUGCGUAAGCGCAGUAGUCCGCGUGCUGGAACGGAUCUCAAAGCUGCCAACUCCAUGUUAAAAGAUCUGCAUCUGGAUCGACUCACACGACAAGCUGUUCCACCGCCAGCACAAAGUACGAAGAAGAACAAGAAGAAAAAAGGCGAUGCCAACAGGGCGACGAUCGACGAAGUACGAGAUGGCGAAGGCGAGCUAGAAUAUCUUACUCGACAAGCAAGCAAGAGCUCGACCUGUGCUUUCGAGAAGGCGAGUAGCUGCAAGAAGCGUGUCACGAUGUUUGGCAGCGUGUGCAAAUUCUGCAAACUGAAGUUCUGCUACGACCAUGUCCUGCCUGAAGUUCAUGGAUGCGGAAACGCUGUGCGCAAAUUCGAGCGCGCCGAGUUCCAGCGCCCAACGACUUCCAGCGAUCGGAAGAAAACACUCACGAGCGAUAAGCGCAAAGUGCUCAAGAAGAAACUGAACGAAAAAGUGUCUGCAAAGACAGCGAGUCGCACAACGCAGUCCAAGUCCAAGAAAAAAUAG